AAUUCUCUUUUUGAGAUUUUUUAUAGUACCUCAAAAUACAUACUUUCUAUGAGAAAGCAGAGAGUAACGUUGCCGGGCUCUCAUCUUUUACAUAAAUUGUUAUUGGAUAUGACCUCUUUUACUGUGUGUGUUGGAUAAAAUAGAUAAAUUUGGAAAUAGAUAGGGUAACUAUCACACACAAUAUUAUACAGUUCCAAUAAAACGAAUGCGACGAUAAAUCUUGAUAGUGCAAUAUUUUUCUUGUAACUCGAGGUGAAGAAUAUUUAUGUACGUGGAGAAUUAAGGAAAUCGUUUUCUGUUAAAACUGACAAUCGUUCUGGAUUGAACGAACAAUAACUUCUAAAUUGUUGUAGAAAUUAUUUCCGAUUGUGUGAAGCUGUCUUUAGAAUUUGCUUGAAAUGGAGGAUGCACAAGAAGAGUUACAAUUUGUGGUAGAUGAUGUAAGUAACAUUAUCAAAGAAGCAAUUGAGGUAUCAAUAGGAGGCAAUGCAUAUCAGCAUAAUAAAGUUAAUCAAUGGACUUCAAAUGUUGUAGAGGCAUGUUUAGGCAAUCUUACAAAAUUACAGAAGGCUUACAAAUAUAUUGUAACUUGUACAAUCAUGCAAAAAAACGGAGCUGGGCUUCAUACCGCGAGCUCAUGUUACUGGGAUAAUGCUACUGAUGGAAGCUGUACGGUACGUUGGGAAAAUAAAACUAUGUAUUGCAUUGUGUCCGUUUUCGGACUGGCGCUUUAGAUUUAUUUAUCUACAAGAUAUAAUUCUAUGCUCGUAAAAAAAAUAAUUUAAUAAUUUCGUAGAUAUGAGAUGUAAUAAACACUACUUUCAAAAAUAAAAUGUUUAAUUCUAAAAUCUUGUCUAAUAAAAGUUGAAUAUUUUUGCACAAAUUAGCAAAAACUGAGGCUAAGAGUAGAAAAGCACAAAUAAUUGUGCUAAUUGAAUGUAGUUAAAGCAAUGAUUAAUAUGAUAUGUGAUAUAAAUAAAAUUGAAUAUAUAUAAAUAGGUGCAGGAAAAUUAUAUUAAUUAAAUAAAUAUUUAAUUUUCUUAGAUUUGCUUUUAUAUGUGAGAAAUGAUAUUCUUUCUAUCUAUACAUUGUAACUUUUAUGAAAUAAAUGCAAAAGGACAUCAAUCA
Formica exsecta is the source of this 1128-nucleotide messenger RNA. RefSeq names its product dynein light chain Tctex-type (gene Dlc90F). Gene Ontology annotation, biological process: microtubule-based movement. Bases 399 to 734 code for a protein of 111 amino acids. The transcript is spliced from 5 exons. The record is from RefSeq and is a predicted model, not a curated record. Gene Ontology annotation, cellular component: cytoplasm; cytoplasmic dynein complex. Gene Ontology annotation, molecular function: dynein intermediate chain binding. NCBI's taxonomy places the organism in Eukaryota, Metazoa, Arthropoda, Insecta, Hymenoptera, Formicidae.